AUGGUGGGGCCACUCAAGAAGGCACUAGGAGGGUUUACGCACCUACUUGUCGCAAUUGACAAGUUCACUAAAAAGAUAGAGGAAAAACCGAUAACCACGAUCGACUCCAAGGAAGCUGCCAAGUUCUUCCUGGACAUCGUGUACAGAUUCGGCGUGCCCAACUCCAUCAUCACCGACAACGGGACCAACUUCACAGGUCACUACUUCCAAGAAUUCACGAAAGGAUAUGGGAUUCGGAUUGAUUGGGCAUCGGUUGGACACCCGCGCACAAAUGGGCAAGUAGAAAGAGCUAACGGCCCAAUCCUCCAAGGGCUCAAACCGCGCAUUUUUGACAAGCUCAAAAAGUUCGCGGGUCGUUGGGUGGAAGAGCUGCCGGCAGUGCUCUGGAGCUUGCGAACCACACCUAACUGGUCCACAGGACUAACACCCUUCUUCCUAACAUACGACUCCGAAGCCGUCUUGCCUUCCGAUCUGGACUACGAUGCGCCAAGAGUCAAAGCCUUUGACCCGCCAACGGCAGCGGAAGCUCAGAGGGACGCCAUGGAAGUCUUGGAGGAAGCAAGGCUAGCUACGCUACGCCGAUCGGUCCGCUACCAGCAAACUUCACGUAGGUACCACGAGAGGUGCAUACGGGAGAGGACGCUGCAGGUCGGAGAUCUGGUUCUGCGACGGGUCAUGACGACGAAGGACAAGCACAAGCUCUCACCACCACAGGAAGGACCUUACAGCAUCGCAGAGGUGAUACGACCAGGCACCUACAAGCUAAAAGACUCCGACGGUAAAAUUCUGACCAAGGCGUUGUUUCCCGACCAGGCACCUACAACACAUUUGGCUCGGAGCGCUCGGGGGGCCAGACCAUGGUCUUCGACCAUCCUACUUUCCGUUGUUUCCCGUCUCUACAGCCCCUUGCCCUGA
Panicum virgatum (switchgrass) is the source of this 915-nucleotide messenger RNA. RefSeq lists its product as uncharacterized. Gene Ontology annotation, molecular function: nucleic acid binding. The record is from RefSeq and is a predicted model, not a curated record. NCBI's taxonomy places the organism in Eukaryota, Viridiplantae, Streptophyta, Magnoliopsida, Poales, Poaceae. Gene Ontology annotation, biological process: DNA integration. The transcript has a single exon. Bases 1 to 915 code for a protein of 304 amino acids.